Molecule: messenger RNA, 1212 nt
Organism: Daphnia pulicaria
Lineage: Eukaryota; Metazoa; Arthropoda; Branchiopoda; Diplostraca; Daphniidae
Product: cuticle protein 7-like
Exons: 4
Coding region: 617-1135 (172 amino acids)
Cellular component (GO): extracellular matrix
Source: RefSeq, a predicted model, not a curated record
GUCACACCAUCUGCGGCCCAGUCGUUACUGUUUAAAUAAAUUUAAUAUUGGGUUGAGAAACUCAUUUGCUCUGCCGUCAUCCUAGGGAGUAAAGCAGGAACGUGAACAAAUAAUACGUAUGUAGUAGCUUUCGGUUGCUUGGCCGCCGUUAGAUUACAAAUAUUUCUAAGUUUCGUGUAUCAAGCCUGAGCAGCCGUUAACUCGCCUGCAGCACAUCUACACACCAAUAUCAACAACCAAUUAAUUAUUACUUUGUUUAAUAGUCGACAAAUGUGAUCUAUAUAGACAUAUUUGUAGCCUGAUCGUUGCAGCCAUUAUUAUCCAUCGAAUAAUAUCACCACCAACAUUAUUCAAAAUUAUUCCUUACGUAAUAAUGUAACGAUUAGAUUCACGCACUCGCAGCUUUUUAAAAUCGUCAACAUCUUUAUUGUAUUUCUGAAUGAAAUGAAUAAUGGUACAAUUAAACACGGCUACAUUACCAUCUUCAUUUUAACGUAAUACUGAAAUCAAACAUUCUGAAUAAUGAAUCAAGUUAUUUUUCCCUCGUGUACAGAUUAUCCUGGUGUAUCUAAAGAGUCUUGACUAAAUUCUUUAUCACACUGAAACAUAGUUUGGGAUGAUCUUUUUCGGCCUUUUCCCAAUCCUUCGUCGCCAUCACUUCGCUGGAGAAAUUACGGAAGAAUUCGACCGCGUACUUCCUCAAAUGAAACACCGGAUGAUUUUCUUCGAUAUUUAUCGGUGGCUGCAAGUAUUCCGGCGGACAUCUUCUUCAUCGUUGACUCCGACAGACGACCAGUGUAGAGAAAGCGGAGGAUUUCACCAAACACGACUGAAUCAACGUCUUCAAUUUCUACUUGAUAUUUUCAUCACCUUUCGGAGCCGACAACCCGACGUCAGUAAACUCUUCUUGGUUUUUCCCUUUUCAUGUGUCCUGGUGUACAUUCAUGUGAAGGUGAGUGUAUUCACGAGGACUUCCUUCCGCUUUUCCUACCUGACAUUGCGACUUUCCAGUUACGUUCGACUUCCUCAUCCAUUUAAGUGUUGGUACCACGUCGGGCACCCUUUCUACAACCAGAACGAUGACCAGCAACACUUUGAAAAGUCUUUUAUACGUCAUCACAUUCAAAAUAACUAACUAUAAAUAACUAUAUUAUACCGUCUAAACGAGUAGGCCUAUAGCUGUGAUUCGUUUGACAAUGUAUUCGAAAAAUU